GAGAGAAAAAAGGAAAGUAGAAAACCCUUCACUCUCUAUCUCUCUCUCUCUAAGACACACACACACCCGCUCUCAACUCGGUCUGUAGAGAGAGAAAUCGGAAGAUCCGAAACCCGAAACAGCGAAGAAGAAUGUCGGGAGUGACGAACCAGGAAGAAGAUAAGAAGCCCACUGAUCAAUCGGCCCACAUCAAUCUCAAAGUCAAGGGCCAGGAUGGAAAUGAAGUAUUUUUCAGGAUUAAGAGGAGCACUCAACUGAAGAAACUUAUGAAUGCUUAUUGUGAUCGGCAGUCAGUGGAUAUCAGCUCAAUUGCAUUCUUGUUUGAUGGCCGUCGUCUCCGAGCAGAGCAGACUCCAGAUGAGCUGGAAAUGGAGGAUGGAGAUGAGAUUGACGCCAUGCUGCACCAAACGGGAGGUGCCACUGCAUAAAUGGGUUUUGCAGGUUGUUUCUCUGGCAGGAGAGAUCUAUAGAUAGAUUGGUGAAUAUCUAAAAGACAAUGUUUGGAACUGUUUCGAUGUUAUCUACUAAAAGAUUAGCCUUUUCUGAAUGAUUCUGGGAUAUAUGCCUCGAUAAUUUCGAAAGAGUUUGGUAUUCUGUUA
Molecule: messenger RNA, 599 nt
Organism: Quercus robur (English oak)
Lineage: Eukaryota; Viridiplantae; Streptophyta; Magnoliopsida; Fagales; Fagaceae
Product: small ubiquitin-related modifier 1
Exons: 3
Coding region: 132-428 (98 amino acids)
Biological process (GO): protein sumoylation
Cellular component (GO): nucleus
Molecular function (GO): ubiquitin-like protein ligase binding; protein tag activity
Source: RefSeq, a predicted model, not a curated record